AAGAGGCUGCCUGCAAGUGGGGGACGCGAAGCCAUCGCUACUACCCCAGCCACCGCCAUGGACGCCUUGCCCCACACCCCCUCCAAGGAGGCCUAUCGGGCAGCGAUGGUGCUUUCUGGUGCCGGGGACGCCCUUGGGUAUCGCAAGCAACGCUGGGAAUACUGCACUUCAGGGCCUCAGAUCCACCAGGAGCUCCAGGAAAUGGGAGGCCUUGGGAAGAUCCGUGCGGCACUUCCCGACUGGCCGGUCAGUGAUGACACUGUGCUGCACCUGGCCACAGCUGAGGCCCUGGCGACAGGAGAGGCUGGGGAGCCACUGUUCCAGGAGCUGGCCAGGCGCUAUGUUGACGCCAUGAAAGACAUGGAGGGGAGGAAACCUGGGCCCACAAGCAUUCUGGGGACGUCACAAUUGCGCCCAGGGGAGCCCGGUGGCUAUCGCAUUCCCUUCAACCCCGGAGCCACGGGCUGUGGGGCAGCCAUGCGGUCCAUGUGCAUCGGGCUUAGGUACCCUCGUCCCUCGGAUCUCAGCAACUUGGUCCAGGUCAGCAUAGAAAGUGGAAGGAUGACUCAUCACCACCCAACAGGAUAUCUGGGGGCCCUGGCCUCUGCCCUCUUCACAGCUUAUGCGGUCCAGGGCCUUCCCCUUGAGUCCUGGGGGUCAGGAUUGCUCAAGACCCUCUCUGUUGCUUUGGAGUAUGUUCAGAGAGCUGCAGCUGAAACUGAGCCCAACUUGGCAGCCUGGGGCUAUUUCCGAGAGAAAUGGGAGUGGUAUCUCUCGGAGCGUGGCCUUGCUGACGGCCACGGCCCUGCGCAUUUUCCUCCCGCCUACGGUCCUGCUGAGCGUGACGUCAUCUACAAGAGCUUCAGCCUGGACGGGUGGGCUGGGCGGAGCGGGCAUGAUGCCCCCAUGAUCGCCUACGAUGCUCUGCUGGCCGCAGGGGACAGCUGGGAGGAGCUGUGCAGCCGUGCCAUGUUCCAUGGGGGAGACAGCGACUCCACAGGGGUGAUCGCCGCAUGCUGCUGGGGCCUGGCUCACGGAUUUGGAGGGGUCCCAGAAGGAAACCACAUGGAGCUGGAGUACCGGGACAGGAUGAUCUCCGCUGCGGACAGACUCCAUCAUCUUGCUUGGGGACAGAGCUAGAGUCCCAGGCUUAUGUCUCAGAUGUCUGAGACAAGGAGAAGUGGCUGAAUCAUAAGAGUUUGAAAGCUGCUUUUGCAGAAUAAAAAAUCUGUUGGCAA
Messenger RNA from Varanus komodoensis (Komodo dragon), 1238 nucleotides. RefSeq names its product protein ADP-ribosylarginine hydrolase-like. Gene Ontology annotation, biological process: protein de-ADP-ribosylation. The coding region runs from base 58 to 1140 and encodes 360 amino acids. The transcript has 8 exons. Lineage: Eukaryota; Metazoa; Chordata; Lepidosauria; Squamata; Varanidae. Gene Ontology annotation, molecular function: ADP-ribosylarginine-[protein] hydrolase activity; magnesium ion binding. The record is from RefSeq and is a predicted model, not a curated record.